AUUAUUUAAUAAUAAUGACUAAGAAUAUUGAAUUAAAGCACUACUGUAUUAAAACUUUUAGUGAAAGUGACUCAGAACAGUACCAGGAAAUUGAACAAGAUGCUUUAGUUACAGAAACUACAUUUUCUACAUCGCCGCCAUCAAAAGAUAUCAAUGCCUACGAUUUCUUCACUCAGCAUAAUGUAAGAACUAAAGAAAAAAGUAAAGGGAAAAAGAAAAAGGAGAAGAAUAAUAAGUCCUCUAGUAUUAUGGAUAUGAUUAAUACGGAAAUAACUUCUGCGACACCACCGAUACGUGAGAACGUUAUUGAAUUAAUAAAUCAUGACAAAGUACAGAAUGUUUAUUAUAAUACUGCUAAUUUGAAAAUGUUCAAAUGGCACCAUUCGGAUAUUGAACGAGGACGAAAAUUUAUAAAUCCUGUCAAACUAAGUCCGACUUUUCCGAAAGUUCUUGAAAAUACAAGCAUCAAGGAGUUCCCAGUUCAUUACUCUGAUCCGGUCCUGUUUAAUGUUCUGAUGGCUGAUUACACAGCAGAUGAUGGCGUACAAGGUCAGAAAUUUCUUGACUUUGAAAUAUUAAAUAUGAAAUUCAUUCAUCAUUAUAAAUUUUCCUUAGAAACAUUACUAAUAAUGAAGUUAAUUGACUAUUACAAUAAAUAUUUAACUAUUCAAAACGCACUAAAGGAGAUACGUAGAAAUAUUAAAAUAAGUAGAGAAACUAAGUACAAUUUAAAACAACAGUUACUUAAAAUAAGUGACAAUAACAAGGAUGGUGUAAGAUUUGAUGUAACUCUUUUAAAAUAUACUAGUACGUUAUUUUAUUAUAAAGAUGCGUACAUGGAAACGUUAAAGAAAGAAAAAGAAACAAUACACAAAAUACUUUCUUUAUGGUCCGACGUAGAAAUGGUCAGAGACAAAACUAAAAGAACAGAAGUAAAUUAUUAUUUGGAAAUCAAUAAAAUUCCUAUAAGUAAAGAUGAUUACGAAAGAGAAUGGAAUAAUGCAUUUGAAAUGGAGUAUUUGGAUAUGCUUGAUAAAAUUGAAUUCGAUUAUGCGAACGCUUACCUCGACUAUAAAGAAAAUAAGUCUAAAUAUCAUAUAAAUGGAGUUGAGAAGAAAAGUAUAAGUAAACCAAAACUGGUAAUAGACGAAGUCAAAAUUAAGGCUGACACAGAAAAUUUAGUAGAUAAAAUUCUGGAGAAAGAUGACAUUGAAAUAACUUUAAAAAGUAAGAAACAUAUAAUGAAACCUACUCAUGUUUUAGGACCCAAUGAAUAUUAUUUCAAGAUAUACGUAGAUGAUGUUUUUGUAUGUCAAUCAGAAUUGUUCACUUUUAAUGACUUUGUUCACAGUUUGGAAUUAUCAGAAACAUUUUCCGUUCAAAUAUUACCAAAGAACAAAACUAUUAUCAUCGUUUUGUACGAAAACGACAUUCCGGUUUCGUCUAUAAAUUUGAGUAUAGAAGAAAUUAAAAAAAACAUAACGCAAGCGGAUGUUAAAUCGUUUAAUUUCACUUUUAAUGACCAUGUUAUACCACCAAGCAAUAAAUACAUAGGCAGUGGUUUUAGUAUAAAAGAAAUAGCAAAAGAAAACAAAGUGAGAUUAAAAUGUGGGAAUUUAUUUAAAGAUGAAUUAAACACAGCUUGCGAAGUUAACAUGAAGAUAGGUUGGAAUGAAAAAUUUAACGAAAAAAGUCACGAAGAUGUUUUUAAUUCAAUUAAAAUAGAGACACAAAUUAAACGCUAUUUGAAUGACAUUGAUAAACCGAACAUUAACAAUUUAAUAGAAAUAAUAAAUAAUUUAUAUGAUCGUAAUAUAGAAAAUGAUGAAAAAGUUGUAAAUACUUUAACGAAAAUAUGUAGAAAUAGGGUAAAAAAUGAAUACGCGUUUGCUAUUAAUGAAAAUAAUGAUGAAAGUAUAAGACUCAGAUUAUUACAUUUAAGAAAUAAAGGUCUAUUUGUUAAUAUUGAGAAUAAAGUGGUUCCACUGUUCUCUAGUCAAAUUUCCACAGAACAACUGAGCACUUUACAGAGGUCCAAUCAACCGGUAGACUUACACAACUUUGAUGAUAAUGAAGAUAUAGAUCCAAUUGACCUACAAAGAUAUUUAGGUAUAAAAUAUAUUCAAGGAUUAAAUGAAAAUUUGCAAAAAACUGUUAAUGAAUUUCUUCUACAGAAAACACAUCGAGAUGUCGUUAAGGAUUUUAAAGAUUUAACCUUAAGAGGUAUAUUAUCAAACCAAAGUAAUUUGAUGUCAUUGUCGAUCUCCUCUCAUGUAACGAGAAAUCAGAUAUCGAAGGAGUGUGAAUCGGAACAAGAAAUCCAAGCGACAGUGUUAAGAGCUUUCAAUCUACCAGACAGGGCUGCUGAUUUAUUGACAGAAACUGAUGAAGAAGACAUCGAGAGGAUUGCUGGUUUCAAAGUACGUCAAUUACGACCGUACGUAAGAUUGAGUUACCACGGCACAUCAGCGCAAAGCGCGCCGGGUAUUGGCUGCUACCCCUCCUGGAACCAAACCUUGAAGAUAAGGACUAAAUUCAGUCCAUUGUCGUCAAUCCACGUGAACGUGUAUGAUGAGUGCAAAGUAAGCACGAGGUCAGUGCAGGAAGCGGCCGGCAGCACCAGCGACCAGCACCGCUGCGGCCGCUGGCUCGCCAAGCUGGAGCUACCUCUCAUCACGGUGCUCAAUCAAGGAACGCUCCGUGAUACAUUUAAAUUAACAACACCGCCAUUGCUUAUCGGCUAUGAGAACUCAUCCGAACCGAAGGACGCCAGGUCUCUGAUACCGCAAGUGAAGAGAAUGAUAAAGAAAGACGUUUCCUUCCUCGCACUACAAAUUACGACAAGUUUGUCGCAUCUCGGCGAUGUACAAACGUACACGCAACCAAUACCAAAUGUCUCCAAUGAUGAUAGAACUAUCAAACAUUUGAAUGAUUUUCUUACUGGUUAUCUAAAUGAGUUUCCCUCUAGAAGUAUAUCUUUAACGUAUGUAGGUAGUUCAGGAAAAAAUAUCUGUGUCACGGAAUUCCUUCAACCUUUACCGAUACCGGAUUUGGAAUGGUAUCCAAAGAAUCCGAAGAGACCGGGAUCUGCGCUAUCUAAAAGCUCGGGACAUUCGAAAACUUCUUCCAAAAGUAGUGGAAAGACAAAUGAAACCAGUUCCCCUCUAAAAGAAGACAAAGUGAACGUUUACAGCGGUUUCCAUGCGAGUUGGAGAACUGAAGAUAAUCAGUUAUCCAAAGCUUUGAACUUCUGCAUAAGAUAUGUAGCGUUGAUACCGACGUACGAAGUCCCAGGACCUCAAAUUGUUACGUUAGCAGGAAUGGAAUUGCUACAAGUUGUGAAUGGCUCGCCGACUGACCACACAAUACUCCUGGGUAGUUACUUCCUUCACCUGGGCAUCAAGUGCUGGGUAGUGACAGGUUUAGCUUUACCUCGCGGACUGAGUACAUAUCUGCUAGUCAAAUACGAUCUUAUUACACGUAAAUAUACGACAGAUGAAGAUGAAGUUUACAAAAGUGGAGGAUUUUUUAAAAAGAGUGAUGAUAUCGUGUGGCAUGUAUAUGACGCGGUGAGUGGUGAACAGUUCCAAUUGAGAGACAUAGCUUGUCCUCUCAAGACGGUGUUCUUUGUGUUUGAUCAGCGUAAUAUAUGGGUCAAUAUUCAGUCGUCGCAAGACUGUCAGAGUGUUUCCUUUGAUUUUUCAAAAUCCUCAGAUUGGCAACAGGUAUUUGGCACAGGGAGGGAGUUUGUCAGUGCGCCAGUGAGAUGUGUGGGGGAGAUGUACCGCGCGCCGAGAGAUGUGGGCAGGCUGCAGGACUCGCUCGAGGCCAAGCUGAUGGCCAAGGUGCAGAAGUGGCGACCUCGAAACAAAACUGUUUGGAACAGAUACUGGUGCACGUUGCUGCGGGAGACAUUGCCCCAAUGGGAGUAUUGGUCCUUCGACACGACGGAGCGCAGACCCGAGCCAGGUCACAGGUUGAAACAACUCACGGCUACGUACAAGAUGUUCGGGUUUCCUUUGAACAUGCAUUACAUCAACACAAAGUCAGUAUUGGCGAAUGUAAAGGCGACAGCGGUGCACGUGAACGAUGACCCGAACGUAGAAUUCGCGCUCGCUGUUCAGAUGUUCGCUUACCCUAAUAACGUGAUCAGUGUGUGGGUUUACUUGGCUAGUAUUAUCAGGAUAUAAAGUAAGAUGAUAAACACUAAAGGUUGUUUUAUUUCGUC
This is a messenger RNA of Papilio xuthus (Asian swallowtail), 4228 nucleotides long. RefSeq names its product Coiled-coil and C2 domain containing 2A (gene Cc2d2a). The transcript has 11 exons. Gene Ontology annotation, cellular component: ciliary transition zone. Lineage: Eukaryota; Metazoa; Arthropoda; Insecta; Lepidoptera; Papilionidae. Gene Ontology annotation, biological process: protein localization to ciliary transition zone; non-motile cilium assembly. Bases 15 to 4190 code for a protein of 1391 amino acids. The record is from RefSeq and is a predicted model, not a curated record.